This is a messenger RNA of Naegleria gruberi, 789 nucleotides long. RefSeq lists its product as uncharacterized. Gene Ontology annotation, cellular component: cytoplasm. Gene Ontology annotation, biological process: protein deubiquitination; ubiquitin-dependent protein catabolic process. The transcript has 3 exons. Gene Ontology annotation, molecular function: cysteine-type deubiquitinase activity. Bases 1 to 789 code for a protein of 262 amino acids. The record is from RefSeq and is a predicted model, not a curated record. NCBI's taxonomy places the organism in Eukaryota, Heterolobosea, Eutetramitea, Acrasida, Naegleriidae.
AUGUCAUCAAACUGGACAACUAUUGAAUCUGAUCCUGGCGUAUUCACUGAAUUGAUCGAAAAGUUUGGAGUUAAAGGAGUGCAAGUUGAAGAACUUUGGGCUUUAGAUCAUGAAACUCUUUCGGAAUUAAAACCAAUUUAUGGUUUAAUCUUUCUUUUCAAGUGGAUGUCGGAAAAAGAUGAAAGACCAAUUCUUGAACAAGCACCAGAAGGAAUGUUUUAUGCCCAACAAAUUGUUACAAAUGCUUGUGCAACACAAGCCAUUUUGUCCAUUCUCAUGAAUAUUGAUACAAAUGAAGCCAAAGUUGAACUUGGAGAUGAGCUUACACAAUUUAAAUCCUUUUCAUUGGGUCUUCCAUCCGAUGUUAUUGGAGAAAGUAUUGGAAGUAGUGAAUUGAUAAAACAAGCACACAAUGCUUUUGCUAGACCAGAACCAUUCAUUAUUGAGGAGAGUAAGAAACCAAAGAAAGACGAUGAUGUAUUCCACUUUAUUGCAUAUUUGCCAUUUAAAGGAAAUUUAUAUGAAUUAGAUGGUUUGAAGGGUGGUCCAAUUCUUUUGGGUGAAUGUUCAAACGAAAAUUGGGUUGAAAAGAUUAUUCCUGAAAUUCAAAAUAGAAUUCAAAAAAACAACAACUCGAACAAGAAUUGGUACGUCUCCAAACAGAAGAACCAAACUCAUUCGAAAAGAUUAGUCUUGUUCAAGCAAACCUCCAAAUGGAAGAAGAAAAACACAACCAAUGGAAGCAAGAAAAUGCCAGAAGAAGACACAAUUAUGUUCCUUUCCUUGUAA